This is a messenger RNA of Saccharomyces mikatae IFO 1815, 3300 nucleotides long. RefSeq names its product trehalose 6-phosphate synthase/phosphatase complex subunit (gene TSL1). Bases 1 to 3300 code for a protein of 1099 amino acids. Gene Ontology annotation, cellular component: alpha,alpha-trehalose-phosphate synthase complex (UDP-forming); cytosol. Gene Ontology annotation, biological process: trehalose biosynthetic process. Lineage: Eukaryota; Fungi; Ascomycota; Saccharomycetes; Saccharomycetales; Saccharomycetaceae. Gene Ontology annotation, molecular function: catalytic activity. The transcript has a single exon. The record is from RefSeq and is a predicted model, not a curated record.
AUGGUUCUCAUCGUGGCAUCAUUAUUUCUGCCUUACCAACCUCAAUUCGAACUGGACACCUCUCUUCCCGAGAACUCAGGCGUUGAUUCGUCUCUUGUGAACGUUCAGGUAAAAGCUAAUGAUCAGCAGCAACAGCGUGCGUUAUCCAACAAUAUCUCACAGGAGUCAUUGGUCGCGCCUGCACCAGAGCAAGGUGUACCACCAGCAAUCUCAAGGAGCGCUACCAGAUCACCCAGCGCCUUUAACCGCACCUCAUCUACGACCAACACAGCAACUCUAGAUGACCUUGUCUCUUCAGAUGUAUUCAUGGAGAACUUGACCGCGAAUGCAACCACCUCGCAUACGCCUACAAGUAAGACAAUGCUCAAACCCCGGAACAAAGCUUCCGUGGAACGAUUCUUUUCUCCUUCUUCUAAUAUUCCCACGGAUCGUAUCGCAUCGCCAAUCCAGCAUGAGCAUGACUCCGGUUCGAGAAUCGCUUCCCCACUACAACAGCAACAGCAGGACCCCACAGCCAACUUACUAAAGAAUGUGAACAAAUCAUUGCUAGUGCACUCGCUACUGAAUAACACCUCACAGACCAGUCUUGAGGGACCCAAUAACCACAUUGUGACUCCAAAGUCGAGGGCGGGCAACAGGCCUUCUUCGGCGGCUACAUCUUUAGUUAACAGGACCAAACAAGCCACGGCUUCUUCUGGCUCUUCUGGCUCUUCUGGAUCAUCCGCCCCGCCAUCUAUUAAGCGCAUUUCGCCGCAUUUAGCCGCCGCUAAACAACGCCCCUUAUUGGUUAAACAACCAUCUAACUUAAAGUACUCGGAGUUGGCAGAUAUUUCGUCGAGUGAGACGUCUUCGCAACAUAAUGAAUCUGACCCGGACGACCUGACUACUGCUCCGGAUGAGGAGUACGUUUCGGACCUGGAAAUGGACGACGCGAAGCAGGACUACAAGGUUCCACAGUUCGGCGGCUAUUCCAAUAAAUCUAAGCUCAAGAAGUACGCGCUGUUAAGGUCGUCUCAGGAACUGUUUAGCCGUCUCCCUUGGUCAAUCGUACCCUCUAUAAAGGGUAACGGCGCCAUGAAGAAUGCCAUAAACACAGCAGUCUUGGAGAACAUCAUUCCGCACCACGAUGUCAAGUGGGUCGGUACCGUGGGCAUACCAACGGAUGAGAUCCCAGACAAUAUACUUGAAAAUAUCUCUAGCUCUUUGAAAGAUGAGUACGAAUCUUAUCCAGUUCUUACGGACGACGUCACUUUCAAAGCUGCGUACAAAAACUACUGUAAACAGAUCUUGUGGCCGACACUGCAUUACCAAAUACCAGACAAUCCGAACUCCAAGGCCUUCGAAGACCACUCUUGGAAGUUUUAUAGAAAUUUGAAUCAGAAGUUUGCCGACGCGAUCAUCAAGAUCUAUAAGAAAGGCGACACUGUCUGGAUCCACGAUUACCACUUAAUGUUGGUUCCACAGAUGGUUAGGAAUGCUUUGCCCUUUGCCAAGAUAGGAUUCACCUUGCACGUCUCGUUCCCGAGUAGUGAAGUAUUCAGAUGUUUAGCUCAGCGUGAGAAGAUUUUGGAGGGUUUGACUGGUGCUGAUUUUGUUGGCUUCCAGACAAGAGAGUAUGCAAGGCAUUUCUUGCAGACGUCCAACCGUCUGCUGAUGGCGGAUGUGGUGCAUGACGAAGAACUCAAGUACAACGGUAGGGUUGUUUCCGUGAAAUUUACCCCAGUCGGAAUCGAUGCCUUUGAUUUGCAAUCCCAAUUGAAGGAUGGAAGCGUCACGCAGUGGCGUCAAUUGAUUCGCGAAAGAUGGCAGGGGAAAAAGCUGAUUGUUUGCCGUGAUCAAUUCGACAGGAUUAGGGGCAUCCACAAGAAAUUGCUGGCCUAUGAAAAAUUUCUGAUCGAGAAUCCAGAAUACGUGGAAAGCUCGACCUUAAUUCAAAUCUGUAUUGGGAGCAGUAAAGAUGUAGAACUGGAACGCCAGAUUAUGCUUGUUGUGGAUAGAAUUAACUCUUUAUCCACUAACAUUAGCAUUUCUCAACCCGUUGUAUUCUUGCAUCAAGACCUGGAUUUCUCCCAGUAUCUAGCGUUGAGUUCAGAGGCAGACCUGUUCGUAGUCAGUUCUCUAAGAGAAGGUAUGAAUUUGACAUGUCACGAAUUUAUCGUUUGUUCCGAGGACAAAAACGCUCCCUUGUUGCUAUCUGAAUUCACGGGUAGUGCCUCGUUAUUGAAUGAUGGUGCUAUAUUGAUUAACCCAUGGGAUACCAAGAAUUUUGCUCAAUCCAUUCUCAAAGGUUUGGAGAUGCCAUUUGAUGAGAGAAGACCACAAUGGAAGAAACUAAUGAAAGAUAUUAUUAACAAUGACUCCACAAAUUGGAUUAAAUCUUCCUUACAAGAUAUUCAUAUUUCGUGGCAAUUCAAUCAAGAAGGUUCCAAGAUUUUCAAAUUGAACACGAAAACUUUACUGAAGGAUUAUCAAUCAACUAAAAAACGUAUGUUUCUAUUCAACAUCGCUGAGCCUCCCACCUCCAGAAUUAUUUCAGUACUGAAUGACAUGACUUCGAAGGGAAAUAUCGUUUACAUUAUGAACUCAUUCCCAAAGGCAAUCCUAGAAAAUCUCUACAGCCGUGUACAAAACAUUGGGUUAAUCGCUGAAAACGGAGCAUACGUUAGCUUAAAUGGUGUAUGGUACAAUAUUGUCGACCAGGUCGAUUGGCGUAACGAUGUAGCCAAGAUUCUGAAGGACAAAGUGGAAAGAUUGCCUGGAUCAUACUAUAAGAUCAAUGAAUCCAUGAUCAAGUUCCAUACUGAAAACGCAGAAGAUCAAGACCGUGUAGCCAGUGUUAUUGGUGAUGCCAUCACUCAUAUCAAUACCGUAUUUGAUCAUAAGGGUAUACAUGCGUAUGUUUAUAAAAACGUGGUUUCCGUACAGCAAGUUGGGCUUUCCUUAUCUGCAGCGCAAUUUCUUUUUAGAUUCUAUAAUUCUGCUUCGGAUCCGCUAGAUACCAGUUCCGGUCAAAUCACAAAUAUCCAGACACCAUCUCAGCAGAAUCCCUCGGAUCAAGAACAGCAGCCUCCAGCCUCACCUACUGUGUCAAUGAAUCAUAUUGAUUUUGCAUGCGUUUCUGGUUCAUCGUCUCCUGUGCUGGAACCAUUGUUCAAGUUGGUUAACGAUGAAGCUAGCGAAGGCCAAGUAAAAGUCGGUCAUGCCAUUGUUUAUGGUGAUGCCACUUCCACCUAUGCCAAAGAACAUGUAAACGGACUAAAUGAACUUUUCAUGAUCAUUUCAAGAAUCAUCGAAGAUUAA